Messenger RNA from Colletotrichum fioriniae, 1338 nucleotides. RefSeq lists its product as uncharacterized. Lineage: Eukaryota; Fungi; Ascomycota; Sordariomycetes; Glomerellales; Glomerellaceae. The record is from RefSeq and is a predicted model, not a curated record.
AUGUUCCCGAUACGUACUCUCACCUUGCUGCUCAUCUUGGCCCGAAUCGCCGCACCUGCGGCCAUCACAUGUCCCUCCAGUUCGGAACUCAGCGUCACCGUGCCGCCGUCCAUCCAGAGCCCAAGCAACACAUACUACAAGUCCUUAGCUAACGUCCACGACGCUCUCACCCACUGUCCCAACAUCACAUCGCUCAACCUGCGUAUCGGAGAGAUCGGUUGUGUAGGAGAACCCGAUCGCUGGAGCCUUCCCCUGGAUCCUGCCGGAACAUCGCGAUAUCUCCCCGUUCUGGACACCCUAUCCCUCGAAAAGUAUCACUUUUACGACACUGAUGGAGAUUACCUACGUCCUCUGAGAGGAUGGACUCACCUCAGUGGCUGGAUCCUCUCGGGUGACGCCUUCGGAUGGGUGAAAUGGAGACUACUUUCAGAUGACCAGAAGUCAGCGAACAACAUCGAACUGUGGCUCAACGCAAUGGACUUCUCCAAGAUCCGCAAUCUUUCAAUCUUGGACUAUGACGGUCCUCCCGAGACACUCGUCGAAAGCAAAUUGCCUCAAGCUCUACUAGGCCUUCGCACGUUGAGACUCGAGCGAGGUACAACAGUAGACUUUGCCCUCUCGCUACCUCAACAUUCGCUGCAAAGCCUAUCAUGGCUAGAUGCCGGCCAAGACCAGUCCAUCAUUCCCAUACUCGAACACCAUGGGCGCUCACUCACUCACCUGGAAUGGCGAACGCCAGAAAGCCUAGAAUCCAAAAGACCAACGCUUCCGAGGGAUGUUCUGCGAGACCUUCGCAACCUAGCGCCCAACUUGCAAUCUCUGAUAAUCGACCUCAACCGCAACAGUACAUGGCCAUGGGAGGACCUCCGCGCUCUCUCUUUAGGCCUCCCGGCUGGACUGACCAAUCUGACGCUAUACCUCGAGAUCACGAGCGAAUGCCGUCGUCAGCAAGGUCCGUUAGAACCGAUCCGGUGUGUGGAUACGUGCGGUCCGACAGAGCAGCUCGCCAGCCCUCUGCUCACGGCUACGAGUGCCCUUCAAGUUGCGAGGUUCAUCCGGCAUUACGCAAGGAGUCCAUUGACCUCCAUCAACUUCUUCGCGGGCGACUGGACGAGGCCAUGGGAUGGGCCGAUCAACGUGCCGACCUGGUUGGAUGGCAGGCGAGCUUGGAUUGCGUGCGGUGCGGAGGGCGGCGAGGGGGAGGAGCUUAGAUGUUCUGGGAAGGACACGGCAUUGAACGAGCAUGAGAUUGAGCUCUUUCGGGCCCUGUGUAUACGGACGUCGGCGGACCUGUUGGGUGAUAUCACCGAUGCUCAUCCUCAAGACUUUGUGGAAUAG